CACCCACCAACACCACCACCACCUCCCCAACCAACACAACCACCACCUCACCCACCAACACCACCACCACCUCACCCACCAACACCCCCACCUCAAACUUAAACGAUACAGGAAUAUAUUACUAUAUGGAAGUCUCCGUGGACAUAUCUGGACAGACAAAAAAUGUAUCAGAGAUCAGAUCCUGGCUUUUUCAGCUGUUCAAAGAUUACUUGGGCAGCUGUGUGCCCUCUGGCAGCACACCCAGCAGUCCUUCCAAUGACCCCCCGAGAACAGAAGUGCCCAGUGAAAUGGGCCGAAGUGGUGUUCACCUUCUCCAGGGCCUCCAGGUGACAUGCCCAAAGACAACUGGAAUAAGGAGGGCCACGUGCUUCGUCAUAGUGGGGGUGAGCCCCACGGUGCCUCCCUGCUGCCUCCUCCGGACUCUGUGCCAGGCAGGGAACCCCUCCCAAAGCAUCAGUGGCACCGCACACACGGUGGAGAGGAUGAAGAGACUGCCACAACCCAAUAGCACCUCAGACUGCAGCGACGUCCCCGCAGUUAAGGGCUGCGAUGCCGUUUCGCCUCCAAGCAAAACCUGUGCAGACCCUUUGACUCUAUUCAUUCCUGCUUGGAAUUUGUCAAGCAACUGCAGUAAACCAACAGUUAGUUACCUGAUGCAGAUCAAUGUCAGCAUUUCUGGAGAAAAUAACAAUGAACAUGACGUCCGUUUAUGGCUUCAGGAGCUCUUUGAUGAUCACUCAGAUGGCUGUUUGACAACAGCGAUGACAACAGCGAUGACAAAUUUCACAAAAGCUAUCCCAAUCAACAUAUUCAAGAGUUUGGACAUUUCCUGCGAUGAGAAAACGGGAAUAAGGAAGACGUCAUGUGCCGUCCGGUUGGAAUUUUGGCACGCUGUCCAACCCUGCUGCCUCCUCCAGACUCUCUGCCGGGCAGGGAGCAACUCCCACAACAUCAGCGCAGCCGCACACACAGUGGACAGGAUAGGGAUACUGAAGCCAGCCAAUAGCAGCUCAGAGUGCAGCAGUGUCUCCAAUCCUUACCCAGAAUCCUGCAUGGCUACUCCUCCUCACAACGCAACAUGUAGAGACCCCUCUACUGUGUUCAGCUCUUUGACUGACCUCAACACCACAUGUCCAACAGAGGAACAAGUCAUAGGAACAGCCUGUAACUGCUCUGGGUUCUGCACUGGAAGAGAAAUUGAUGCAUACUAUGCUUUUAGAAUUUCAAUCACGGACAGAACACUAAACGUGUCCUACAUCUCUAAUCUGAUCUCUCAGCUGGGGACUCGUUCCCUUUGCACCCACGACUCUGGCUCAACAUGCCUGCCCGACAUCAGAACCUCAUACAAGGAUAAUGAAGUUGAAUGUGUACAAACAACUACGAGGCUUGAGUGCAAUUUGAUCAUCAGUUUCUCCCAAAAGCUUCCUACUUGUGCCAUCUCCGCAGCCUUGGAGAUGGCAUUCAGUUCCGAGGAGGGCAUCAGUUACAAUGGACAGCUGAGCAGAAUAGCACUAUGUGGGAACGCAAGGUACCAGGACAAUCCAAUAAACUCCAGCUGUGCCUGGGUUGAAUUUACCCAGAUGAGUCCCACCAUUUUCUGCCAGUUUUACCGACAUGAAUUCCCCUGUCAACAAGGAUCUAAUAUCUGUAUGCUCCAGGGGGAGCCAUGUACGUCCAGCCCCAACGCCACCACCACCAUCCCUCCCAUGAACACAACCUUGACCUCUAACCCCGCAAACACAACCUCUACCCCCCUGAACAUGACCUCUAACCCCAUGAACACGACCUCUAACCCUGUGAACAUGACCUCUAACCCUGUGAACAUGACCUCUAACCCCAUGAACACGACCUCUAACCCUGUGAACAUGACCUCUAACCCAGUGAACACAACCUCUAACCCCAUGAACAUGACCUCUAACCCCCUGAACAUGACCUCUAACCCAGUGAACACAACCUCUUACCCCAUGAACAUGACCUCUAACCCCAUGAACAUGACCUCUAACCCUGUGAACAUGACCUCUAACCCAGUGAACACAACCUCUAACCCCAUGAACAUGACCUCUAACCCCAUGAACAUGACCUCUAACCCUGUGAACAUGACCUCUAACCCUGUGAGCACGACCUCUUACCCUUUGAAGACGACCCCUAACCCCCUGAACACAACACUCCCUAUCCACCUGAAUACGACCUCUAGACCCGUGAACAUGACCUCUAACCCCCUGAACACAACACUCCCUAUCCACCUGAAUACGACCUCUAGCCAAGCUAGCACGACCAUCCUGCCCAUCAACACAACCUCGACCUCUAGCCCCGUGAACUCGACCUCUAGCCCAUCUAACACGACCUCUGGCCCCCUGAACACAACCUCUAACCUCGGCCCCAACAUCCCAGUGACAGCACAGCCGAAUGCGUCCCUGACCUCCACCACAAUGUACACCAAAAGUACAGCAACCACCAAUGGGACACUAACCACCGCCAUAGCAGGUACCGGUUCCCCGACAGAGCUUCCCACAACAGCCAUGAGCAACGAGGCCGCGGCCGGACUCCUGCUUCAGCAGACCGGAGACGUGUCCCGCCUAAACUCCAGCCAGGUGGAGCAGCUGGUGUCUGACCUGGAGGGCCUGGUGGCGGGGCCCCGGAUCAGCGUGGCUCUGGGGAACCUCUCUGUCCACAUCGUGAGCAACCUGCUGGGCGCAUCCGAGAGCACACUGGCCUCCUCCUCCAACCAGAUCGUGAGGAUUGUGGAUGCGGUGGGGCUGAAGCUGGUGUUCGAUGCAGAUGUGGAGGAGCUGCUGUCGGACUCCCUCGCUCUGUCCAUCAAAGCCGUCGACGGAGCCAACUUCAGGGAGACAACCUUCUCAAUCGCAGACCCACAAAACGUACUGGUGCGAGACGGCUCACGGAGCCGAAGGAGUGUGAGGGCCGCGGUCCCCCAGGGGUCCAUCCGGCUGCCCCCCAGCCUGACCCAGGCUCUGACCUCAGAGCAGCAGAGCCAGGCCUCCAGGGUCCAGUUCAACUUCUACCAGAAAGGCACUGUGUUUCAGGACCCUCACCUGGGAACCCGGAGGCUGAUCAGUGGCAUCCUGGGGGCCAGCGUGGCCAACCUGUCCAUCCACGGUCUGGAAGAGAACGUCACGGUGAACCUCAGGAACACAGAGCCUGUUCCGGAGAACUACUCUGCAAUCUGUGUUUUCUGGGACAUUGCCAUGAACAAUGGAACUGGAGGCUGGAACUCAGAUGGAUGUUUCCUUCAGAACAGCACAGACAGCGAGACCAUCUGCAGCUGCAACCAUCUCACCAGUUUUGCCAUACUGCUGGAUCUCGACAGGGAACCGAUCAUGGACCGCCUCCAGGCCAACAUCCUGACCUUCAUCACAUACAUUGGCUGUGGCCUGUCCGCAAUCUUCCUCUCCCUUACCCUCCUCACCUACCUGGCAUUCGAGAAGCUGCGUAAGGACAUGCCAUCCAAGAUCCUGAUCCAGCUGUGCCUGGCGCUGCUCCUGCUCAACCUGGUGUUCCUGGUGGACUCCUGGCUGUCGCUGUACCCCUCCGUCCCCGGCCUCUGCCUCUCCACCGCCUGGUUCCUGCACUACUUCCUGCUGGCGUCCUUCACCUGGAUGGGCCUGGAGGCGGUGCACAUGUACCUGGCGCUGGUCAAGGUGUUCAACACCUACGUGUCGCACUACAUGCUCAAGUUCUCGCUGGUGGGCUGGGGCGUGCCCAUGGUGGUGGUGGUCAUCGUGAUCGCUGUGGAUUCGGAGAACUACGGUCUGGUGACUUACGCCAAGUACCACGACGGCACGUCGGACGACUUCUGCUGGCUGCGGAACGACAUCGUGUUCUACGUGGCGGUGGUGGCCUACUUCUGCGUCAUCUUCCUCUUCAACUCCAUCAUGUUCGUGGUGGUCAUGGUGCAACUGGCCCGCAUCCUGCGGCAGAACCCGCACAGCGAGCAGCACCGUAGCUCACUGCAGGACGUGCGCCGCGUGGCUGGCGUCACCGUGCUCCUGGGCCUCACCUGGGGCUUCGCCUUCUUCUCCUGGGGGCCCGUCAACCUGGCCUUCAUGUACCUCUUCACCAUCUUCAACACACUCCAAGGCUUCUUCAUCUUCCUGUUCCACUGUAUGGUGAAGGAGAACGUGCGCCGUCAGUGGAGAACCUCCCUCUGCUGCGGAAAACUAAGACUGGCCGAGAACUCUGAUUGGAGUCGAACUGCCACGCAGAAGACGAAGAAGAAAUCGUCUGUUAGUGGAGUGACCUCUCUGAGCUCCUCUGAGUCCAACAAUUCCUCCUUCCUGGCCAGAGACUCCCCCGAGCUACCCAACGGCAUCGAAAGUCGACUCACUGACCGAGAGAUCACAGCAGACGAGGCACUCAAUUCAGACGCGAUCCUCAACGGGACGGACCACCCACACAACCUCUGAACACGGCUGCAGUCCGGAGCCAGUCGUCAUAACAAACAGACUUCAGGACGUCACCUCCAACUUGUUUUUGUGGUUACGGUUGUGGAGCUUGAAGACUGUCGUAUGGAUGCAGAAAAAAAACUAUAUACCCUAUACAUUUUAGAUAAAGGGGGAAUUUACACUGGGAAAUAUUUCCCAUGUCUCUGAUUGCACGCCAAAUAACCAUCAUCGUUGAUACAUUCACAAUCAAGGUGAACAAUCUCUACUGGUAUUUCUUCUUGGCUCGUGAUACCCUCUAUUGUCGAAGAGCACAAUGGCCAUUUCUUUGCGUUAGUAUUUGUGUUGAUUCUAAAGACAGAUCUAUAUUUAAAAAAAAAAUGCUAUAUAUAUUUAAUUCAUGGAGUACUGGUGUGGCGGUAUAUGAAUGUGAUGACACUUCAGACACACUGGUACUGCAGGCAUUUAUUUUCAUAUUACUUUGGACAAAAGCAGUCAACACCCUUCUCUACUUCAGGUGCAGUCGGCCACUGUUCAACAAACUGUAUAAAACCAUAUUUGUUGUUGAAUAAAUAAAUAUAACAAUGGA
This is a messenger RNA of Gadus morhua (Atlantic cod), 4989 nucleotides long. RefSeq lists its product as uncharacterized. The record is from RefSeq and is a predicted model, not a curated record. Bases 126 to 4424 code for a protein of 1432 amino acids. NCBI's taxonomy places the organism in Eukaryota, Metazoa, Chordata, Actinopteri, Gadiformes, Gadidae. Gene Ontology annotation, molecular function: G protein-coupled receptor activity. Gene Ontology annotation, cellular component: plasma membrane. Gene Ontology annotation, biological process: adenylate cyclase-activating G protein-coupled receptor signaling pathway; cell surface receptor signaling pathway. The transcript has 35 exons.